Molecule: messenger RNA, 16379 nt
Organism: Penaeus vannamei (Pacific white shrimp)
Lineage: Eukaryota; Metazoa; Arthropoda; Malacostraca; Decapoda; Penaeidae
Source: RefSeq, a predicted model, not a curated record
CUGAGCGUCGUCAGCUGGAGAGUAAACAUGGCGGCGACAAGUGGCGGUGUAGAAUGGAGCCAACUUGUGAAGCCCAUUUUGGCGGCUUCAUAUGGCUCCGUGAACAAACAGGACCUUCCUGAAUUAGUGAAGUCUAUAUUAAAGAGCAAAGAAGAAAUCUUACAUCAUGAAGAACAGUAUGAGCCCUUCUACGCCUCCUUUUGUGUACUGGCUGCUGACUAUUUGGCCAGUAAUGCCCAUCAGGUGAGUGUAGGUGGAGUUGGCCAGACUGUGAGUGCAGCAAAGGUGCUUCUCCAGUUCCUGGCUGGACGUGUAGGAAACCCACCAACCUCAAUCACAACUCCAGCACCAUCAAAUGCGAAUACAACUACAAACUCAUCUGCAAGCACCACUGCUACUGGGAGCACUGGUUCAAGCAGCUCAACAACCUCGACUGUGACAACCCCAUCAACAAGCAGCAGCACCCAGCCGAUUGCUACAGCUGCAAGCACAACCUCAACAACAGCAUCAUCCACAACUACUACUAGCACCACUGCAACUUCAUCUAGUGGAGAUUGUACUCUUAGAAGUGGUGGGGAGAAAGAGCGGAUGGUUUGCGUCCAUGACAAGCACCUCCUGACGGGGAUCAAGGCCCUUUGCCGUGGAUCGGGGGCCCUCCACCGAGCAGACCAGGCCUCUCUGACGGCAGCCAUGAAAGCAGCAAAGCUUCCUCCACAUAUCAAGACUGUGGCUCCAGGUACCUCUCCUCCACCAGGUGACAAGGAUCAGGGAGCAUCCAAAGAGAUGCGGCGUGGCAGGAGUGAUCCCAGUGCUGUUAUCUUGGAGCAGCUGAUCUCGCCCUUACAUGAUCUUGGUGGCUCAAGGCCUCGUCCCCCCCAUUCGCCUACGCCUCCUGCACAGGCAGAUAAAGAUGGUGAUGGACCUCUGACUGGGGUAUCAGAUUCUGCUUUAGAUAUGAGAAAUUUGUUUGCAACACGAUGUGUGUCAGCCCUUCAGAGCUUGGGUGGUGGUGAACAGUUAAUUGAUGUAUGCCUCAGGCUCCCUACCAUUGUCAAGUAUACUCAGCGUUACAGAGACCUGCUUGAAGGCAAAGGUCAUGGUUUCCCAACAUCAGUUUCAGAAGCUCUUGUUGUGAAAGCAGGGUUGACAACUUUCGUUAUGGAGCUUAGCACAGUGUGGCGUGUUAUGUCAUUACCCUUACUAGAACCUCUGAACCCUACGAGACUUCAAAAGCUGUCUACAAUUGCAAUGGCAGCUCUCUUGGCUGCUCUCACAGUUGCAACUGCUACGGCAAUUAUUGCAGUUGCAUCACAAGCCACAUCUUCAUCUAAGACACCACCUCCUCCACGUGAAGAUGACAUAGACACAGCAGCCCCAGCUAUUGCAGAGAAGGCAUUGGACCUUUUUAAUGUGAUACUGAAUGCUGUACGAUCCUCCACAAGAGCUGGUGGACAUCAUGUCCAGAAUCUACAGUUGAUGGGCUCAUGGUUGGUGAUGACAGGACUCCAUCAGUUGAUGCUUGUGGUAUCUUCUGCAGCUGUCACGCAAGACAAAAAAGAUGACAAAGGCCGUAGUCCUAGCAAGAAAGAUUCAGCAUCUACUAGAAUUAAUUUGACAAAAGUGCAACAAGGUUUUGGUGUGGUAUGUGUGGCACUUGCAUCUCAAGGUGUUACCCUUAUGACGGGAUUGCUGGAAGAUGUAAAAGUGGAGGGAUGGACACCACCACGCCCUCCAGAUCCAGCAAGGCUUGAUCCCCUAGAGACUUACACAGCAACAGAGCGCCUUGCCAGAUUAUUUUCUGCUGUGCCACUGAAUCAGCUGCUCUUCUACCUGGCUACUAUCUCAUACAGAAAGGCAUGCAGCUUAAAGCGAACACACAGAACUAUUGGAGAAGGAGAUACAUUCAGCAUCUCUGAUUCAACUACUUACUAUGAAGAUGAUUUUUCUGAGGGGAGCCUUGGAGAAGAAGACUGUGGUGAUAACCCAGUGCUUGGCCCCGCCACAGACGACGACUCAGUUAUCAUUGGCUCGUGGUUUGAGGAACCCAGCACCCCAGGCGAUGGAGGGGACGACCCCACCACAGGAGCUGCCCAGGGGAACAGUGACUCAUCCUCUUCCCCGGAUGACUCCCAAGCCAAGACCCCUCACCGUCACAACUCUGAAGUCACAACUAUUGUUCCUGAGAAAGGGGAGCCUCACGGGUUCAUCUCUUUGGCAUCACAUAUCUUCCUGCUGAUGAACAGUUAUCUAGUGGAGAGUGAGUGUGCUUACGUGCAACAAUAUGUUCGCGCAGGAUUGGCUGAGACUCACAUGGUAGUCCUAGCUGCCAUCAUUAGGGACUUAGACAGGGAAACUGCCCGUUCAGACUCAGGAAGUCUUACUGGAUAUCUUGGACCAGUAUUGGGAUCUCUCUACGAUGAGUUCUCAUAUGCUCUCUACCGCUACACUCACAACGUCAUUGCUUCUGGUCUCUUGAGUGAGACACUUCAGAAUACACUCCUUGCACAGCUAGGAGUCUCCCCCUCAACACCAGAUGGAGACUGGCCUCUACAGGUCCUGCCAAGGACAUUAACAGUACUUGCUCAGAUCCUGCUUUUACGUCAAAGACGUGAUAAGGAUGAACUCAAGUGUGACUCUGACACAGCUUGUGUUCUCAUCUGGCAUCGUGUCAUCACAACACUAACAAAGUCCAUUACAAAUCCACCAGCACCAGAAGCGGAAACAGAAGAUUUGAAUGUGGAGCAUGCCCAGUUGCUGCUGUUCCUAUUCCACUCACUACAGCUAAUGCAGAAGAAGAGUGUACUCCUGAGUGUAGCAUCUGCUGUAGUAAAUGUGUCUUCAGUCAUCAGUACUCCCAUGAGAGACACUCAGAUCUUGCACUUGGCACGACUCCUUCUCAUAUUUGAUUAUCUUAUGAAGAACCUUUAUGAGGCUCCUCAGGUGUUGAUUGAGCAGGUCCAGUGGAAUCUGUUUAAACCUAUAUGUGAAAGCCAAAGCCCUGGAAAGGAGUCUAGCUUGGGCUCAGGUGGAAAGCUGUAUCAUGUAUGGAGAGAUUUGGAAGAGAACUUUAGAAAGAAUUAUUCUCAUGAUGAUUAUGCAAUUCGUCCAAGAUUCUACACACUCACGCCUGCAGAGACAAAUACCCAAGAUACACCCAAACUUGACGGACUGGCCUGCAGUUUCAUACUUGCAACUCCAGACACACUCAAAUACAGCACACUGUAUGAUACACUAGUCAAUCUCCUUGGAGUGGGCUGUCAGAACGACCCUAGUCUGCGAUUUACCUCUGACCCCCAGUUGAGCUAUCUUGGUCUAUGUGCUGUGCAGUAUGCUUUCUCCUUGUCAUACCGUCUGCUCCUUACCAUGCCUCCCUCUGUGUCAGCCCUGGAAGCUAUGGCAAGUGCUGAUGCCAAACUAGAAGGAUCCCAUCUAUUACAUGCUCUCUUGUGGGGCUCAAGAGCAUCACACAAGAUUUUCAAUGGCUGGAUUAAGGAUGGACUUGUGAGGCAAAGCUUGACUACCCAGAAAGCUGAUGCACUGUUAAAAUCUGUCGCAAAGACUAUGUGUAAUGUCAAACAUGAUCUGAAAGUUGCAAACCACCUUAUCACUUCAUUGCUUAAUAAAGGUUACAGCACUAUGGUAGGGACACUCUUGACAUCAGAACAGCUGCCUGCAUUCUCUGACCUCUACAUGUUGGAUACUGUGUUGGCUCGCCUCCAGGUGACUUUAGAUGAAGCAUGUCAGAAAGGUGACAUUGAUUUCCGCUCGAGUGAAGGAAGUGAUUUGCUUCGUGCUUUGGACAUUUCAGCAGAUCAGCUUCCAAUAUCUGGCCUGCUCAGUCUCAUCCAGGCUCUUGCCUAUGCCACAAGAUGGAGUCUUCUGCAACAAAUGAAUGGUGUCCUGGAGGAAGGUAGCAAAUUACCUAUUGAGGCCCUUGAUGCAUAUUCCUCUGUCCUUGCUGUAUCUGGUGGCCAUGUUCCUCGAGCAGGCCCACACCCACCAUGCCUAACCAGGGCUGCUCUCCCUGCACCUCUCAAAACUGCUCUGGACAACUGGAAUGCAAAUACAAUGUCAGAUUUCCCAGCAGUCCAUGCAUGGAGAAGUACAAUGAGUGGUGAUGUGCUACCAGGGGAGACCUAUGUGUCUGGUGUUGUCAUGGGUCACGUGGCAACCCUUUCUGCACAGCCAGCUUUUACUAUCAAUCUGGCCCUAAAACAUGUGAUGCACACGCUAGUUACAUUUGCAACUGAUUUUGCAAGCUGGUGCAGUGAUGAUGAAAAGACAGGUGGACUACUAACUAGCACCCUAGUUGGCCUUGCUGUUGAUGCCACCUGUGACCAUGUAUCAGAGUCGGUCUCCACAGCACUUGACCGCCUUCUCCCAGCCCAGGAAGGUGGGGAUUCCUCUACCUCGCCUGACCAGUUCCAGCUAAAGCUCUACUCACAUUUGUUAACUCAUGUAGAGUCUCUCUUGCAAUCUGCAGCAGCAUGUGAGGGGGUUAUAGAUGAGCAAAUUUUAGAAGGAUGCACAACGUUCCUGGAAGAACUCCUAGAGGUGUCAGCUGGCAAGUUAGCUCUGGAUAAAUUCCUCACAGAGUCACAAUUUGCUUCAGUUCUAUUGAGUCCACCCGUAAGUGGGGACAUGUCAUCAUCAAGCCUUCCAUCACACAUUAUCAAGUUCUUUAUCCGACUCUUCCAGUUAGCUGAGAAGAAUCCAAAUGACCACACACUAGCAUCUAUAUGCAGUCGUAUAUCUGUUGGCUCUUGGUUAGAGUCAGGAAUAUUGCAAGGUUGGCUGUCAACAAAUUUGUUAACUACUGCACCUACCAGUGACUCAGAUUCAACACCAAGUAGUUGGCAACUUCUGCGGACUCUUACGGCUUAUAUUAUUACACAGGACACACAGAGUGCAGAGGAGAUAGCACAUGCCCUUCUCCGAUCUUUGGUUCCUUUGGGUUCCUCUUUGGUGUCAGGAGGAUGUGAGGGUUUGUCUAGCAUGACGCAUCUCCUCUCUGUUAUGUCAUCCUUGGCAAGUGCAGGUGCAGGAACUGGCCAUGUAACUCUUUUCAGAGCUGCAAUACAGUGGGUUAUACAGUGCAAACAGCAUCUGGUUGGAGAAAAGGACAAGGGACUUUUGGAGGCCAUGUGUCAUCUUCUAUCAUAUGUCAGUGAUGUUGUUGCUGCUCUCAAAGUGAGCAGUGAGAGAUGGGCUGUUGCUUACAGAAGUGGCAUGACUUCACCUCCCUAUGAGUUAGAUCUUACGGCCGAUACUGACUCUGAUUGGGUUGAUGACCUUGCACAAGAUGAUGAUGAUAGUGCGGGUGAAGAUUCUGAUGAAGAUAGUAUGUGCAACAAACUGUGCACUUUUACAUUGACACAAAAGGAAUUCAUGCACCAACACUGGUAUCACUGCCACACCUGUCGUAUGGUUGAUGGUGUUGGAGUUUGUACUGUCUGUGCCCGUGUAUGUCACAGAGGGCAUGAUGUCACCUAUGCAAAAUAUGGAGCUUUCUUCUGUGACUGUGGUGCAAAGGAGGAUGGCUCAUGUCAGGCUCUUGUAAAGAGGAGUCCAGCCUCGUAUGAGGAUGGAGGUGGAUCAUCCAGUGGUCCUGCAGCAUUUGGUGUUGAGCCUUUGCUUCCAUCUUCCUUACGACGACGCCCAUCUUCACCAUCUCAGGGAACUCAGUCAGAUAAACAUCGUGAUGACACACACAAGCAAAGACAAGCAUUAGCCAAGAAAUUAGAAAAUGUACGAGACCUCCUUGUUGGUGAAGUGAGCAGCAGUGAGGUGGCUGCAACAGUCCUGGACUUGCUGUCUGAUUUGAUGCCCACUAUUCAGUCUAGUUCCAUGGAGUCCAGCUCUGUGGGGUCUUACCAGCGUGCUUUGACUGCUCUACAUCAAGUUCAUAAUGAUUCAAAGGUUGUUAAGCCAUCAGAACAGUUGAUGGUAGCCACUCUAGGGUCCCAGGAAGGAGCCUUUGAAAAUGUCCGUCUCAACUACUCUGGUGAGCAAGGGCAGACCAUCCGCCAGUUGGUGUCGGCUCACAUGAUCAGGAGAGUUGCUAUGUGUUGCCUUGCCUCUCCGGGUGGGAAGAGACAACAUUUGGCUGUUUCUCAUGAAAAGGGCAAGAUCACUGUGCUCCAGCUUUCUUCUCUUCUUAAACAACAUGACUCUGCAAAGAGGAAGCUUACCCUCACAAGACUCUCUUCAGCACCUGUGCCAUUCACAGUGCUCUCUAUUACAGCAAACCCUGCCAAUGAUGAUUACCUUGCUGUCUGUGGUCUUAAGGAUUGUCAUAUCUUGACAUUUGCAAGUGCUGGAAGUGUUUCAGACCAUUUAGUUCUGCAUCCCCAACUGGAGUCUGGGAACUACAUUAUUCGUGCAGUAUGGCUGCCAGGCCAGCAGACACAAUUAGCCCUCAUCACAGCAGACUUUGUCAAAAUCUAUGACCUGAGUAUUGACUCACUCUCGCCUCAGUACUUCUUCCUGCUGCCGUCUGGGAAGAUCAAGGAUGCUGCUUUCUAACAAAAUUUGGAUUUUCUCACUUUACAGGAUGCAGGAUGCUGCUUGGUGGCCAUGGCCUCAUCAGGUUACAUUUACACACAAGUAUUAAGUGAGGAGAGUUCUGCACAACAUGGACCAUUUUAUGUUACAAAUGUGCUUCAGAUACAGCACCAAGAUCUAAAGGACUGCAAUGGCCAGAUUGGAGGAGGAGGAGUAUCAGUUUACUAUUCCCAUACUCUCCAAGUCCUCUGCUUCAGCUAUUCUCAAGGAAAGAGCUUCAUUGCACCACUUAUCUCCAUAAGUGAAAACGAACGUGUUGAGAAACUUUUCCCAGUGAGUGUCAAGGGAGGCAAUGGUUCUGGAGGAAGCAGUAGCAGCAGUAGCAGUAGCAGCAGUAGUAGCAGUAGCAGCAGCAGUGGCAGUAGCAGUGGUGGCAGUGGGAGCAAGAUGGCACCACAACCAUUGUGUCAGUGGGGAGAAGUCACUGGCCAUCCUGGGCUGAUCACAUGUCUUACUCAGUCUAGUAACAAUCCUGUGAUAUUGAUGGUGAAGCCCGACCAGAUCUUGGUCCAAGAGAUCAAGGUACUACCUGCCAAGAGCAAAAUGACAGAUCUGGUGGCUCUGCGUCACUCCUGGUCCCCUAAUCAUGAAGCAAAGACAACACUUAUUCUAUUGUGUGAAGACGGUUCCCUUAGAAUCUACAAUGCAAACCCACAGACAACAGAUUUCUGGCUAUCACCUCAAAUGCAGAGUGUCAGUGCUAUCUCAGCACUUCGACCUUCCAGGAAGAAGAAAGCACCCAAACUUGGAAGACCAUCAGGAUCCAUUGUGUUCCCUGUUGACUUCUUUGAGCAUUGCUCUGUGAUGAACGAUAUUGAGUUUGGUGGCAAUGAUCUUCUGCAAGUGUACAAUGUUCAGCAACUGAAGAACAGGUUGAACAGUCAAGGAAUGUACAUAGCAUCAACUAAACCAGGUGGUUUCCAGUUAGAGGCUACUAACAAUGACUCCACUUUAGUGAUCUGUGGCAUUAGAAUUGCUGUUGGUGCUGUUGACACUCAAAGGGUGCCAGCAUUCUUGGAGGUGUUUGGUCGCACUGUAUCGAUUGCUGCAACACGCAGUCGUUGGUUUGAUGUUCCCCUCACCAGGGAGGAGUCACUACAAGCAGACAAACGAAUUGUUAUCACAUUUGGACCUUCAGCAGACCCUUCCAAUGUGACCAUUGUUGACUCUGUAAAGAUAUAUGGAAAGACCAAAGAUGAUUUUGGCUGGCCUGAAGAACCAGAGGACUUCCCCACCACUGUGAGUGGGUCUGGGACUGCUGGAACCUCUGGAACCUCUUCAGAAUCAGCUUCAGCUGGAGGCAGCACUGCAACCACCCCUGUACCACUGACUGCUGUAGAUCGUCUUGUGUCAGCAGCACUUGAGACUCUUGAUGGAUGCUUUGUAGCAACACCAGCUGAGAAAAUUGUUGCCCGUGCAGGAGCACUAGAACUUGCAACCAAAUUGCUAAAUCUUCCUCUCCCACCAACUGUACAGCAUCACACUCGCACUCUGCUAGCCUCUUUACAUCAAAGCAGAGUUGCAUAUCAUAAUCAUAAGGAUGGAGCACAGCUUGCGAAUGUGGUAGAGGCACUCAGCAGUUUAUGCCGUGUGACAGAUCCUCAUCAACUAGAUUGUGAGGCAUACCACAGGCUUGUUGUCACAGCAAGAAAUGUGGCUGUUGCCAGACCUCAUAAUCUUGUCAAGUAUACUGAAAAAGUACCAUCCUGUGACCUGGCCCUGUUACCUUCUGAAGAUGAUUCCAAGAAAGUGGACAUCCCAAUUUCUUCUCCUGGGCCAAAAACAGAUGGAGAUGCUUCCAUGUCAAAGAAGUCAGAUGGAGACUCCACAUUAAGCAAGGCAUCAGACACUACAUCAGACUCUGAAGCAACACUUGAGGGUGGAGACAGCAAUGGCAAUGAUAUUACUUGUGAUGAUAAUCAUUUCUUAGCACAACUGAUGACAGUGUUUUGGUCUUUGCAUGGUGCCAAACCAACAAAUCCCUUCCUGACACCAGUUUGUCAACCAGGACUUACUCAUGUUGAGGCAACAGUACAAGCAGUGGUCGAAAUUAUACAUGCCUAUACAGUUUGUUCCCUAUCUGUAGUGCCACUUGCUGUGAGACUUUACACAGAACUAUUACUGUGUACAGACACAGGUGUAAGUUUCGGUGCUAAACAGGCACUAAUCAGAGUUCUUAGACCUCGACACAAGAGACGCAAGGUUUUCAUCCCUAGUCCACCAAGGUGCUCCACACCAGGUGUUGGUGUGGAUGAUGCUGAAAAAACAGCAACAACUACACAGGAGUCAGUUGGAGCUGCCCUAGUUGAACCUCCAUUUGAGGGAGCUGAAGCUGCAGAGUCAAUUGCAGAAGCUGGUGGUGGUGGAGAAGGCCUAGAAGCCCUAGGAGCCCUUGGAGGAGGUGGUGGUGGCCUGGCCCUGAGAGGUGCACUGAUGAGCAGCAUGCUAGACCUCCCUGCCGAUGAUGAUGAUGCCAUGGUAGAACUUGCAAUUGCACUCUCGUUGCAUGAAGAUCAAGGACAAGCACCAGCAGAUUUGGGUAAUCUUCCUCCAGGUCUGCAAGGGCUGGUAGGGGGCCUGCCAGGAUUACAUCGCCUGCAGGGACUAAGUGGCCAAGUCCUCCAUAGUCUCCAAGUACUAGCUGCUGGAGGAAUGCCUGGCAGUGGAGCUCAGGCCAAUGCACAAGAAGGUCAACAGGAUGGUGGAGAGGAAGCAGAAGCUGGUGAUGUUGAAGGUGCUGAUGGGCAAGAAAAUGGACACUAUUCUGACACUACUGCCUCAGCUAAUGGCUCAGAUGAUGAUGAUGGUGAUGGAUCUACAGCAGCCACUGAUGGAUCAAACUUGAGAGCCUCCCCAGCAGAACAUGCUGGAAGUGCUGGAAGUGAAUCUGGAGGAUCUGUUGUUGAGAGCUUGGGUGGUGAGCACAAUGUUUCUGGACGAAGUUCAGCCUAUGGUGACACUGGACAAGAAUCUGGCGCAGCAGCUCUUCGUGAUGGAGUGUCAGCAUUACCUACCACACUUCAGGGUGACUUGGUUGAGGAGGAAUUACCAGAAGGUGGUGUAGGACUGCAUACACUCCGUCUGGCUUUGUUAGACGCCCUGGUGCAGCGUAUUCCUUCUCUAUCAGCUGUUGGAGGAGUUACAACUAUACCCUUCUUCCAAGUCCUCUUGAUGCUGACCUCUGACCUAGAUGGGAAUGAGACAAGAGACCGUACAAGCUUGGAUGCUGUCCUCAUGGCUCUUGUCACUCAGUUGAACAUGAGCAGCAUUGAUGUAGCAACAGUCUCUGAGCGUACACCUGGCAAGGAGGUCCAGCUUGUUGUAAUGAGACUACUGAGUGUAAUGAUGUCAAGAAACAAGUCUGGUGGCAGAUCAAGCAGUGAUAAUUCCAGUGUGAUUCCCCAGGCCACAGCCAAGUGCUUGGUGCAAUCAGGAGCAAUGGAGCAUUGUCUCUCCUUCCUCAAAGCUCUGCUGGAGUAUUGGCGAGCAACCUCGGAAGAGCAGGGUGGCACUGUCAUUGGUGCUGGCCUCCUAAAACCUCGACCACUUUCUCUUCCACCUGACAUGUCUCCAUUUUUCCUACGGCAAUAUGUGAAGGGACAUGCCCAUGAUGUUUUUGCAGCCUUCCCUCACUUGUUGACAGAAAUGGUUUUGAGGCUGCCAUAUCAGAUGAAGAAAUUAGGGGAAGGGGGCCAAUUUGAACCAGCCUGGUCUCAUUAUCUGUGUGAGUACAUGAUGACUCAACAGACCCCAGUUGUAAGACGUCAGGUGCGCAAGUUGCUGCUUUUCAUUUGUGGCCACAAGGACAGGUACCGCCAAAUGAGGGACAUGCAUGCACUGGAUUACCACAUCAAGGAUGUUAAAGUUCUGUGUGCCCAAGGAGGAUUUAGUUUCUCAGGGAGUGCAUCCUUAACACCAAUUGCAUUGCCAUAUGACUCCCUUAUUCAGCUUAUUGAGCAUUUGAAGUCAUGUGUAGACAUUGCCUCCUCAAGAACACCAAACUGGCAAAAGUACUGCAUGAAAGAUGAAAGUGUACUUGGAUUCUUGAUGGAAGUAUCAUGCCUAUUAGAAGAAGGAGUUGCACCUACAGUGCUCCAGCUCCUACAGGCAGCACUCUGUCCUACAUCAAAGAAUUCAGAAAGUUCCAAAAGCUCAAGUAGCAGCACAAAACGAGCUUCAAGUGAGGAUAGUGAGGGAGAAAGCCGUGGUGAAGAGGCACAUUGUGCUGCACUUGUGGCUCAGAUAAAUAGAUACUUGGACCGUAACCGCAUCAGCCAGUUUGUUCGAACAUUCCUCUUGGAGUCCAACUCAACAGGAGUGCGAUGGCAGGCACACUCACUGGUUCUAGCACUGUACCGUCAUUCCCCGCCAAGGGACCAGGAUACUCUCCUUACCCUCAUGUGGUCACUGUGGCCACACCUUCCAGCUUAUGGCAGGAAGGCUGCACAGUUUGUUGAUCUCUUAGGAUAUUUCUCUCUCAAGACUCAGCACUGUGAAAAGAAGGUUAUUGAAUACAUCAACAGAGCUGUCACUGUUCUCCGCACUCAGUCACAGCUCCUCGCUAACCAUCCUAAUGCUAACCUCUACAACUCUUUAGCAUCAUUAGUCGAAUUUGAUGGUUACUAUCUUGAAUCUGAGCCAUGCCUUGUCUGUAAUAACCCAGAAGUUCCAUUCACAAGUGUCAAGCUCUCCACUGUCAAGGUGGAUUCUCGCUUCACCACAACAACCCAGCUUGUCAAGCUUGUUGGCAGCCACAUGAUUAGCAGACUGACUUUGCGUAUAGCUGAUCUGAAGCGCACUAAGAUGGUCCGUACCCUUAAUGUUUUCUACAACAACCGUUCAGUCCAGGCUGUUGUAGAGUUGAAGAACAAACCUGCCAUGUGGCAUCGUGCAAAGAAAGUGACCCUAUCUGCUGGUCAGAUUGAGGUCAAAAUUGACUUCCCUCUGCCAAUUAUUGCCUGCAACCUCAUGUUUGAAUAUACUGACUUCUAUGAGAAUCUUCAGGCCUCAACAGAAACUCUCCAGUGCCCUCGGUGCUCAGCAGCAGUGCCAGCAUCACCAGGAGUGUGUGCUAAUUGUGGAGAGAAUGUUUAUCAGUGUCACAAGUGCAGGGCCAUCAAUUAUGAUGAGAAAGACCCCUUCCUUUGCAAUGCCUGUGGUUACUGUAAGUAUGCCAAGUUUGAUUAUACAUUACAAUGUCGACCGUGCUGUGCUGUGGAUCCCAUAGAAAAUGAAGAUGACCGCAAGAAAGCAGUUCUCAACAUCAACAACUUACUAGAAAAGGCAGACCGUUCAUACAAGCAGCUGCAAGCAUAUAAACCAACUUUGGAGCUGCUGUUAGUGAGAAUAAGUGAGCAAGGAGCAGCAAGGAGUAAUGAUGAAGGCAGCUCAGGAGGGACUCAGGUGAACCGAGCCAUCCAGCAGUUGGCUCAGAAGUACUGUGGAGAUUGCAAGAACUCAUUUGAUGAUCUAUCUAAAGUUAUUCAGCGAAUCCAAGCCUCCCGGCGAGAGCUUGUUGCUUUUGAUCGGUCCCAGAAAGAAGGUGGGAAGAAGAAUGUUGUGUCUCCUAUUACACGCAGUGGUGUUGUUCAUGCAAGCAACCAUGAAGAAGGAGUGGUGGCUGCUGGUCGCUGCUAUGGUUGUGCAGCAUCAGCCACAGAGCACUGCAUUACUCUGCUUCGGGCUUUGGCAACAAAUGCCACUCUCAGAGCUGCCCUUUGCCAGCAUGGGCUCAUCAAUGAUCUCCUUGAAUAUAAUCUAAGGAGAGGUACUGUACAGGUGAGAAGUGAGGUGCGUCAACUCCUCUGCCUCCUGACUAAAGAUGACUUGUCAGCCACGCAAGAACUGAAUCGCCUCAUUAUGGAUAAGAUCAGUAUGGCUCUGCGGUCCCAUGUGACAUCACCAGACUUAGCAGCUGCUGUCAGACAUGAAAUGGGUUUGUUGGCUGCAUCUGCACAGAAGGAGGAUUCCUGCUGGGAGUAUAGGUUAAGGUGUGUGGUUCAAUUGUUCCUAAUGGCUGGAGGAUCCAACGCCUCCCCAACUGUGAUGGAGCACAUCACCCUGCCUUGCCUUCGUAUCCUUCAAGGGGUGAUGAGACCACCAACUCCCCCACCACCCCGUAAGAGUAGGGAUAAGACCCCCAUGAAUGCUGCAGCCUUUGUUACUGCUGUUGUUGCAGCUGCAUCUGCCUCCAGUGCGGCCUCCACUGACUUGAUGGCUGCUUACUUGGGUGGUUCAAAGGUUGGAGUAGAUGUGAGUAAGUGGCUAAGUGGUGACCCAGGUCACUCUUAUGAGACAUGGAAGAAGAGAUCAGCUAGAAGAGCACAAGAGCCAGCUGUUAGCAAAAUGAAGAAGGAUGAAGUCCAUGAAAGAUACCUCAUAGAGAAGUAUGGUUGUCGCUGGUUGGCCCAUACAAUUCGUCACCAAUACGACCUAAAGAUGCAGGAAUCUUCAUGGCUGCGGCGUGUCCUCUUCAACCCCUCAUCCCGUAUGGCACGUCAGGUCACUGCACAAAUGGUGGAGUCCCUGUGCUCAUCAUCCCAGCGCAAGAGAGAGGUACUGGAUAUGCUCACAACAUUCUUACCAGAAAUAGGAAAGGCAGGAGAAAGUGCUGCAGAAUUUGUCUCCCUGUAUCAAACCCUCCUGUUAGGUGCUCACUGGAAAUACUACCUGGCACUAAAGGGUGUCCUGCCAACCAUCGCCAGUCUUAUUACUGCAGAAAUUCAGCUGUUGACCACUUUAGAAGAAACAACCCUUACCACAGAUCUAAGCCAAGGUUAUGCCCUUAAAGUAUUGACAGAGUUGCUCUCUCAAUUCAUUGACGUGGAUGCGAUCAAGAGUAUAUAUAAGGGGCGCUUAGUCGGCACAGUGUUAAGUGGCUACCUCUCUCUACGGAAGUUGGUGGUCCAACGCACUAAGCUCAUUGAUGACACCCAAGACAAAUUCCUAGAAUUGUUGGAAGAUAUGACUUCAGGUACAGAGGCAGAGACAAAGGAAUUCAUGAAUGUUUGUGUUGAAACCCUGAAGCAGUAUCCCCAAGAUGACCUGCGUACACCUGUUUUCAUUUAUGAGCGGUUGUGCUCUAUAAUAUAUCCUGAGGAGAAUGAUGUUGGUGAAUUCUUCCUAACCCUGGAAAAGGAUCCUCAGCAGGAAGAUUUCCUUCAGGGUCGCAUGGUGGGCAACCCAUACAGCAGCUUAGAUCCAGGGCUGGGUCCUCUGAUGAGAGAUGUGAAGAACAAGAUCUGCCAGGACUGUGAGCUAGUGGCAUUGUUAGAAGAUGAUAAUGGUAUGGAGCUACUCAUCUGUAACAAGAUCAUCUCGCUAGACCUGCCUGUGAAAGAGGUGUAUAAGAAAAUAUGGCUAGCAGAAAACAGUGAGAGUGAUGCUAUGCGUAUUGUGUAUCGAAUGAGAGGUCUCCUUGGGGAUGCUACUGAAGAGUUUGUAGAAACUUUAGAUAAGAAGAAGGAAGAAGAUGUGGAUAAUGAACAGGUGUACCGUAUGGCCAGUGUCAUGUGCCAGUGUGGAGGGCUUGAGGUGAUGCUUCAGUGCCUUCAGAGAAUAAGUGAUCUUUCAUAUGCCAGAGCACUAGUCACAGUGCUGUUGAAGCUUUUCCAAUAUUGUGUUAAGGUGCGUGUGAAUAGAGAACGUCUGAUGGUACCUUCAUUGAAUGCCAUCUCUACUUUGCUACACACCUUGAAGCAGUGUCUUGCAGCAGAGCCAGAAGUUGUUGCUGGGCCACCAGGUGGAGCAUCUCUCACUGAGCAACUACUUCAGGUACUAGAGGCAGUGUUGGUAGAGGCGUCCUCCAUACCAGCUGCAUCAUACACAGAGUUUGUCGAAACAUGUGGUACCCUUGAAGACAUCCAUCUCCUCUUGAACUAUGUAGCUACAUCUUCCCGCACCAAUGCCCAGGUCCGUCAACGGUUGAUGCGUGUGCUCCCCUUCCUGGUGUUCUGUCACAAGGAGAAGAUGGAACUACUUGUAGGACAUUUCCGUCCCGUGCUGGACUUUGAGAAGUUUGAUGGAGAACACUCACCGGAAGAUGCUGCAAAGAUGGAGUCUUUCUGUGUGUUCUGUGAUGGCAUUGAGCGUAAUGAGAAUGGCAAUCAGUUGAAGGACAUGAUCAUCCGAGCUAAUAUUGUCAAGGAUGCCUUAACAUAUAUAGAAACCCACAUGCCAAAGAGUAAAAAGCUGGUAGUAGUUUACAAUGAUGAGUGGAAAGAGUUUCUAAGUCGACCAUCACUCAAAUACAUCCUUAGACUCUUGACAGGAUUGGCAACGAAGCACAGGGGAACACAACAAGCAGUUGCAGCUACUUGCAUACCUCAUAUUCACCGCUUAGAACAAAUAUCAUCAGAUGAACACGUUGGCUCUGUUGCUGAAAAUCUGCUUGAAGCACUACGUGAUGAUCCCAGUAUUGCAGUGCAGGUGCAAGAAGUACGUCGUCAGACAAGGCAGGAAAAGAAGCGAUUGGCCAUGGAGACCAGAAAGAAAGAGUUGAGCCGUCUUGGACUCAAGGCUAAUGAAAAGGAGCAAAUUACAUCCCAGUCUACAUUACUGUCACAAAUGGGAGAAAUUGCUGAGGAAUCAGGAUUGGUGUGUGCAAUUUGUUUGGAGGGUUAUCGCUGCCAACCCCAGAAAGUAUUAGCUGUGUAUACAUUCAGCAAGCGCUGUGUAGUGGAUGAGUUUGAGAAUAAACCUCACAAGACUUUGGGUUAUUGCACUGUUUCUCACUUCAAUGUGGUGCAUGUGGAUUGUCAUCUUGCUGCUGUGAGGUCAUCCAGGUCUCGGGAUGAGUGGGAGAGUGCGGCCCUUCAUAAUGCGAACACCCGUGCUAAUGGUCUCCUGCCAUUAUGGGGGCCACAAGUUCCAGAAUCAGCCUUUGCUUCCUGUCUAGCACGUCACAAUACCUAUCUACAGGAAUGCACUACCCACAGGGAUAUCAGUUACUAUUCUACCCUUCAUGACCUAAAACUACUCCUGCUGAGGUUUGCCAAUGAAAAGUCCUUCAGUGAUGAUACAGGCGGUGGUGGCAGGCAGUCUAAUAUGAACUUGGUGCCCUACAUUCUCCACAUGGCUUUAUAUGUAAUAAACACCACUCGGUCAGUGGGUCGAGAAGAGAAGAGGCUCUCAACCUUCCUCGAGGCAAGUCAGGAAAGGUGGAUUGAAAUUGCUUACGAGGCUGAGGGGGCAUUUUAUAUGGGUGUUUUAUCAUUAGCCAUAUAUUCACCAACCAAAUGGACAUCCAUAAGGGUGCAGUACCUUCAGCGUCUACUAGUCGUUGCUCAUGCUAGAUCAGUGUCACCUCACCCACCACCUGGAAACAGAGUCACAGACAAAGCAACAAAGGAUUGGAGUGUGUACAAGCAUGCAGCAAUCUUCUGGGCCCUCAUUGAUGCUAUUUACAACACCUUUUUCAAGAAAACAAGUACAGAGGGAGAAUGGAGUGUAACAGUUGCAGAGUUUGUGCGUCAUAAUGACCAAGUAUUGGUGGAAGCUUCCUCUAAGGUCCUCACGCAUUAUCAAGAGGAGCUCCUGCCUAUUUCCUCCUUCAUGGAGUUCUGUGAUGUAGUUGGACUUCUGCAUGAAAUAGAGAAUCCUGAUGAAUUCCUGAAUGAACUCCUGCAGAGUCUACCUUAAAGUCGAUAUUGAUGGAAGUGUUUGGUGAUGUGUGAGGGUAGAGAGAGGGUGUGUAUGACAUUGUCUGAAUGGAAAUCAGUUGUUAACCCAUCCACUACGGAAAUAUCUUUUUGGCUAGUGGCCACACAGAUGGGAUUGUUGGCACUGAUCGCCAGAUCCCCUGUUUGUGCCUGGCU